UCCUGUUUACGGGCGGGAAGAGCGAACCUUAGCUGACUGUUGCUCUCGUGCUUAAACUGGCGGCGCGUUUGUUUUUUUAAAUGUCAGUGUUUAAUUUAAAGGCACACGAAGGUCAGGAAGAAACGUUUUAAGUGGGACGUUUGUUAAAACUAAAAGUUUAUUUUUCUUCCUUUCCCACUUGGAGAGAGUGCAGCCCUGAUGGAGGAGCCUCCUGCGGAUUCCGGCGGCGGUGCGGCGGCGGAGGGCCCCGCGGUGCAGGUGACCGAUAUCUGCUGGCCGCCUGGAGCUCCAGCUGUCCGGCUGCUGGAGUGGAAGGUCAAACCGGGCUCUCUGGUUAACGUGGACUCGGUGCUGGCGCUGUGUGUGCCCGUACCACAGGAGAAGGCUAACCGGCAGCCGGAGAGGAAGCUGAAGUCGGACCGUGCCGGAGUGGUGAAGGAGCUAUGCUGGCAGCUCGGACAGGUCGUACCUCCAGGGGGUGUCAUUGUUAAAAUAGAAGGAUGCAGCCAUCCAGUCGUGAUGAAGGGUUUGUGUGCUGAAUGUGGUCAGGAUCUCACGCAGUUGCAGAGCACGAAUAGGAACCAGCAAACUCCCAUCUCCAUAGCAACUGUCUCCAUGGUGCACAGUGUGCCUGAGUUGAUGGUCAGCUCAGAGCAAGCAGAACAGUUGGGUAGAGAAGACCAGCAGAGACUCCACCGCAACAAAAAGCUGGUCCUGAUGGUGGAUCUGGAUCAAACCCUGAUCCACACCACUGAACAGCACUGCCAGCAUAUGUCCAAUAAGGGUAUUUUCCACUUCCAGCUCAGCAGAGGCGAGCCUAUGCUUCACACACGUCUGCGUCCGCACUGCAAGGAAUUUCUGGAGAAAAUCGCCAAACUGUACGAGUUGCACGUCUUCACAUUUGGAAGCCGCCUUUAUGCACACACCAUUGCUGGCUUUCUGGAUCCAGAAAAGAAGCUUUUCUCUCAUCGGAUUCUUUCGAGAGAUGAAUGCAUUGACCCUUUCUCCAAGACUGGGAAUCUUCGGAAUCUUUUCCCUUGUGGCGAUUCAAUGGUCUGCAUCAUUGAUGAUCGAGAAGAUGUUUGGAAGUUUGCACCUAACCUCAUCACUGUCAAGAAAUACAUCUACUUCCAGGGUACAGGGGACAUCAAUGCUCCACCAGGAUCCAGAGAAGCUCAAACGGCCAAGAGAGCAGGUGUCCUGCCAAGCCGGAUAGCAGAGGGCAUAGAGCCAGCAGGGAUGCAUGAUGCAGAUGAGCAAAAUAACGGCUUUCAUAAAAGGGAAAAAGACCACAACACUCCUGGGAAGGAUGAGUCCACAGCAUCCCAGUCUUCUCAGGGAGUACUUACAAAUGAACGGACACAUUCUGCAGGCUUUGAGGAGGACAAACUGGGUCAGGAUGAAGAGUCUAAAACUGAGAAUGAUUCUGGGGUAUGUUUGAAAGAUAAUCAGGCUGAUGACAGAACAAUUGUGAAGGAAGAUGAUAGUAGUAGGACAUUGACAAAAGAGUCGCAGGACACUGUAGAGUCAAAUUCAAGUCCCAAUGCCAAUAACCUAGACUUUGACCUUUCUAGUGAUAGUGACAGUGACUCCAUCACAGAGAAGCCUCCUUCAUUACAGCAUGGUGAUGAAGGUAACAGGUCACAGUCGAAAUCAAGACAGGGAGGAGUGACGCAACUCAGUGAUGGAGCCGAGGCAAGCAAAGGGGACAUUACAGAUAAAAGUGAAGCUCAGAACACGUCUGAUGUAGCAGAACCUUCAGGAGUUCUCCUCCCAGGCCAAGAGUUGGGGAAUGGCUGCUCUGAUAGAAGGGAAACAGAAACAGAGUCGCAGAAUAGUGAACAAUCUGGAGUCACCACGGGUGAGGAAUUACUUGACCAGAGUAUGGAGGAUGAAGUAGAGGAAGAAGCUGACAGUGACGAGGACGACUACUUGAUCUACCUGGAGGAAGUGCUGGAAAGGAUCCAUGUAGCGUACUAUGUGCAUUACGAGGCAUAUCUGAGGAAAGAGGCCUCAGAAAUGCCAGACAUGCGCAAGAUUGUUCCUGAGCUGAAAAGCAGGACACUGGAGGGCACCACCAUAGUGUUUAGUGGACUCUACCCAACUAACUACCCCAUGGAGAGGACCCGUGAGUACUACCACGCCAAGGCGCUAGGGGCCAAGAUUGGCAAGAAUCUGAUUCUUAGUUCCCAAGAUCCCAGCCGGACAACGCAUCUCAUCGCAGCAAGAGUUGGCACCGAGAAGGUGCGUCAGGCACAGGGCUGCAGGCACCUCCACGUCAUCAACCCUGACUGGCUGUGGACCUGCCUGGAACGCUGGGAGAAAGUGGCGGAGAUCCUGUACCCGCUAAAAGAAGACUACUCCAAGACUUCACGGAGCAACAGUCCAGCAUCUUUCCCUGACAGUCAGGAGUCCCAGCAGAACCAGGUUUUUCAGCAUGUUCCCGUCCAGCACAGAGUUCCACCACCACCCCCUGAAAUACGGACCUACGACCCCGUCACAGGGAAGCUGAUCCGCAGGGGCUGUCAGACAUCCCGUCCACCCCUCUACUGCCAGACUUCAGAGUCUUUGUUGCUGUCCGAUCACAGAGAUAACUCUGGUCUCAGGGGAAGCUCCAAUAGUCAGGAAGGUGAGACUGUGGGCUGCAGCCUAGACCAAGAGCAGCCAGGCCCAUCUCGACGAAAACGACAGCCGAGCAUGUCUGAAACUAUGCCUCUAUACACGCUUUGCAAAGAGGACCUAGAGAGCAUGGACAGAGAGGUGGAUGACAUCCUAGGCGAGGAGAGUGACAAUGAGAGUGAAGAGCGCGGGAAGGAGAAACCAAAUAAUGAGGAGGUAGAUGAAGAGGAAGAACAGCAGCAGCCAGCAGCAUCACAGAGAACAGGACCGGGGUCCAGUCCUCAGGCACUGAGGUCGGAGGAGAGGAUCCAGAGUGCGUCCGGCCAAGCCAGUCUGCCUGGGGAACGGAGACCCCACAAACGUAAGCAUGAUGACGUUAAUGAGGACGAGGCGGAGUUGUUGGACUCUGCUGAGGAGCCUGCCAAAGAUUCCAACGAGGAGGAAGAGGAGGAGGAGGGCAGCAGCUCGGAGGCAGAUGAGAUGGCUGCUGCCUUGGAGGCGGAGCUCAAUGACUUCAUGUGACGAAUAAAUGAAGGGACACCUGAAACGGCUGCGUUUGUAUCCUAUUUCUCUCCACUUCAGAUUCGGUGUGAGCGCUUCAGCCACACGUGUGCUGUCAUGAAUGAAUGUUCUGUACAGAAUUCUGUCUCUAUGAUAUAUUACGAUGUAAAUAGGUCUUCAUUUGUUUUUUGUUUUUUCUAGGGUUGGCGUUUUUGGCAUUAAAAAAAAUAACAUUUUAUUGUGAGAUAACAUACUAUAGGAAAUCUGACUUUUGAUACAUCUUUUUUCUAUUUCAAGUUUUAUAUUAAUGAGAACAAAAAAUUGUUGUAAAUUGUAAAAUUUGCUGUUUGUACAUGCCAAAGAUUUCGGAGUACAUUUGCUAAGGUGUGCAGCUAAAUAUUUUACUCUAUUUCUGGUUUUAUUUUCCUUUUCGAUUGUUUUUAGGAUUGUUAUUGCAACCAGCAGGUGUGGACAUUUGAAUGUUUUCAUCAACUUUUUGUGGCGAUUGCAUAUGUACAUUUGUUGUCGUACUGGUAAAAUAAGCUUCUUUGUCUUUUGUAAUGUUUCUCGUAAAACCCAAAUUUAGUCCUAUUCAGUGGUUUUUCUUUUUUUGGAAGGGGGAGUGGGGGUCCAUAUGGUACAUCAUCCCACUGAGAGUGCUGUUUAUUCAGAACAGUCACUUUUUAAGUAGACCACUACUCAUUUACACAGGAGUUUCUCAACAGUCAAGCGAUUGUUCCAUUAAGGUUGCACAAGGGAAGAUUCUUACAGGAUUCAAACAAACAGUCUAAAUCCUCAUUGUUUCCUGCAGAAAGGAAUAAAUUGAAGCUUAGGAGUGCAAAAGUCCCAUCAUCUGUCUGAUUGCUAAUUAGCAAAGAAUGUUGUUGUACAAAUUUACAUCCAGGAGCAUGUUUUCAUGGUUGCUGUGUGUGACAUUAAUAGACUGUGAUUGUAUUUAUCCAAUGCAGGAACUGACCUUCUGCACAGCAAAAAACAAAGUUGCUUAAUACCGUUAAAAACCCUAGAAUACCUCUAACGGCCAUAGUUGUUUGACAGAAUUCAAUCGUCAACAUAUUGUUUACUCUUAAAUCACAGUAGCAUGUUCACUUUGAGCGAUUUGAGGUCGUUAUUUACUUGAUGUUUAUUAAUCACAAUAAUUUAGUGUCUUUAUAAAGUCUAAACAUGGUUGUAAAAUUAAUAUAGUAUCAGCAGCUGUACUCAGUUUGUUUCACAUGCGUACUGGUCAUACGUGAAAAAUGAUUGUAGUAGACACCGUUUGACCAUUGUACUUUCCUGACAUCCCCAUUUGCAUAUGUAGGUUUUGAACAAUCAACCCCCCCCCCCCCCCCAUAUACAUACAUUUGCUUGGUGCUGCAAUUUUAAUUUCACAUCUCAUUUGUAGGCUUUUGUGAGAAGCUCCAACCAGACAAAUAUCACAUAUUUUAGACAUUUUUGUUGGGUCACAAACAGCAACUGUCCAGACACAGGAGAGCAUGUGUCGAGUUCCAUAUUUUUUGUGUGUGUGGUUUGCUGCUUUCUUAAACCAUGAAUGCAUCAAAAAAAAAAACCACCGCCACCGAUUUGUUGUGACAAUAAUCCUGUUAUAUUCUUGUUUCCUUAGUGGUGGUUUUGUCACAUUUUCAAGGAACUGACAUGUGAAAUAUUUGUAAAUUAUUUACUAUUUCACCCUGAGAGAAAAGAUACUUUGAUUCAAUAAAGAUGUUGUUUAUCAAUGCUU
Molecule: messenger RNA, 4858 nt
Organism: Thalassophryne amazonica
Lineage: Eukaryota; Metazoa; Chordata; Actinopteri; Batrachoidiformes; Batrachoididae
Gene: ctdp1
Product: CTD (carboxy-terminal domain, RNA polymerase II, polypeptide A) phosphatase, subunit 1
Exons: 13
Coding region: 199-3141 (980 amino acids)
Cellular component (GO): nucleus
Molecular function (GO): RNA polymerase II CTD heptapeptide repeat phosphatase activity
Source: RefSeq, a predicted model, not a curated record